AGAAAACUACCAAGAUUAAAAAUACAUCAAUUUCACUUCUUCUUUUGAAAUACUACUUAUCAAAAUUUUGGUGCUUCUCGAUUAUCAUGAAACUUGUAAAAUACAGUACAAUCUAAAUGCCACAUCAAUAUCAUUAUAAUCAAUUCUUUUAAUUUCCAAAUACGAAAAAAAUGUUGGAAAGUUUUGGAAAAGUCUCAUAAAAAUCAGUAACAUUUGAAUCUAAUAUGGGCUUGAAGUCAUCAGUUGUGCCCAUGAUCUCAGCAAAGUCAAGUAUCCUCAACUCAUGCAGUACAAAAAAAUGUUCCAGUUGUAUGAACUUGAAACUCCAUAAUGAAAACACAUUCUGAAUCAUACUGAUGCCAAGUAAAAAAACGACUAGAGUCAUGAGAAAGUCAAAUAUUUUCAAUAACUUAUGCCUGCCCAGCAGGUUGUUGAAGAUGAAAAUGUUCUCAAACUUUACAAAAAGAAUGUUGAUGAUUGUGAUUGAAGAUUUGUCAGCUAUCCUUAACAUUUUCCAUGCAGAAGGCAUGGAUUGGUGUUCCUUUCAAAGCAUAUUCGAUGAACUGAGAAGGACAUCCAAUAUCAAACUGGAAAAAAUGCAGCUGAGGAAAAUUCUGAACAUGGCUUCAGUGCUUGGGAUUGUCUCUGUCAAUCAAAGGGAUAGGAAUCUGUUCAAACUGAGAAACGAUGCUCAAGGCUUCCUGCUUAUGGUCACACCGGAAUUUUCUCAAAGCUUAUAGAUGCUGGAAAACUUGGUGAAAAUCAGCAUAGUUUAUAUUGGAAAUUCAAAAAAGUAUUAAAAGAAGUCCUAUUCAAGA
Messenger RNA from Nilaparvata lugens (brown planthopper), 818 nucleotides. RefSeq lists its product as uncharacterized. The coding region runs from base 357 to 740 and encodes 127 amino acids. The transcript has 4 exons. The record is from RefSeq and is a predicted model, not a curated record. Lineage: Eukaryota; Metazoa; Arthropoda; Insecta; Hemiptera; Delphacidae.